Messenger RNA from Haemonchus placei, 1842 nucleotides. Lineage: Eukaryota; Metazoa; Nematoda; Chromadorea; Rhabditida; Trichostrongylidae. The record is from the annotation of a GenBank genome assembly.
AUGGAAGAUGUCGCCUCGGUUGUGUUUGAUUUCUUCAUGGAACGACACAUUGUUCUCAAGGAGGAAUGGCUCUCGGACGCGCUUUCAUUCUUGACGUCGUCCCUCGAUGAGAAAGCUGAGCUAGUUGAACUUAAUGAUCCGUUGCGGAUAGCCACGCUGGUAUUUGAGCAGUGGAAGUACACAGAUCUCGGAGAUUCUACUUAUCCUCUAUUGAAACAGCUCUCAAUAAGUCGGGAUGCUAAGAAAGUAUUGAUCACUCAGCCUGUAGUCCUUCAGAUCAACUCUGUUGUCGACAUUGGAGCUCCGUAUCAUUCUCAAUUUAGUGCAUUAGUUUAUGAAUUUGUCGACAAUACCGGAUUCGAACCCCUGCCUGAUAUGGAGCAAAGGCAAGGGUUAGAGAAUAUCGAUGCAAAACCUCGACGUAUGCUUACAUUCACAGUAAGUGACGGAGAAAUUGAUUUGAGAGCGAUCGAAUACUACUCUAUAAAGAGCCUGUCUCUCCUCACAAAGCCUGGAUCGAAGAACGAUUUUGUUUCAGGAGGUGAUGUUGAGUCACAUUUUAUGAUUGGGCGACCUCUUCAAGUGAUGGCGGAGAAGUUGAACAUUCCUGUACCGAAGUCGAUAAAUCGAGGCAACCUUCAUGAAGAAACUGUUCAGUGUAAGGAGCCUAACGAGAUGAGAACUACGGUAGAACCAAAAGACAAGAGAGUAAACGUAGCGGUUAAGCCAGUGAUUAUACCCACUGGUCCAGACGCUCCUGAAAUUUGUGACGAGGAUUAUGAUUUUGAUCCCACUGAAUAUGACAAAGAGGAGGCACUAGAUGGUAUUGAAGAUUUUGACAUGGAAGAUAAUAAUCAAAAUGACGAAGCCAUACCUGAGAGCAAUUCAUUUGAGAAGACAUAUGGGAACUGCAGGCCUUCUGCAGUGGUACCUGAGUCUACUUCCACUGGCGAAAAUUCCAGACGGAUCUGUUCAAAGCCCGUGGCGCAGGGGCGCGAUAUUGAUGCAAGUGAUAAUUUUUCUCCUGCUGCAUCUGAAGAUUUCGGCAAUACUCGGAAGCGCUCGUCAUCUGCCAGAGCUCCAACCUCAUUGAUAUCGCUCUGUGACUCCCAAGCUGAGACUUCUGGAUUGAAACAAAUUCCUUGCGCUUCCUUCGAUCCUGGCCGACGCCCUAUCAAACUAGGUAUUCAAGGUUUCCUUCAGUCCGCUUCACCGCCAGUAAGAAGACAAAUUAGUGAGAGAAAAACGAGUACGGAGACCACACGUAAAAAGGUUAAAAUCGAAGUUAUCGACCUUGAAGACGAUUUUGAUUCGACAAUGCCGUCGUCCAGUCUGACCCAGUAUUGUGUAAGCACACAAAAUGAGUCAAAAGCAGUGGAGUCCCGCUCACAGAGUAAUUCUGAUAACGAACUGGUGGUGAAAUUCCAAAAGCUGAAUGUCGUGCGGAUAGCUGACGCUCUGAGACAAAUGCGUUUUGCUGUAGGAUCGUGUCGGAAAACAGUUCAGGCAAUCAUUCUGGAUGUCGUCGACUCGCUCAGAAUAGUGGAUGGAAUGUGGACUAUGAAGGUCAGCAUACAAGACGAGUCAAGUGACAGCUUCAUGUGUUUGAUAGAUAAUCCCACAUUAUCAUCGCUCAUCGGCCUUACACCAGCUGAAGCAUUGGAGGUCCGUGCUUCUAGUGACAUAGAACGGCGAAAGGAUGGUCAGCGUCGUUUGGGAGCUGUAGAAGAGCAACUAAAACGGCUUGAUCUGCUGCUUGACGUGGAACUUUUCAGUGGAAGUCGCGCAGAUCCUGUGAUUCGAGGCAUUCGAACCUUGAUGCAAGUACUUGAUGUUUCGUAG